AUGCGCGGCGCCGGUGGCCCCCGCGGCCUUCGGGGCCCCGCUAAGAUGCUGCUGCUGCUGGCGCUGGCGUGCGCCAGCCCGUUCCCGGAGGAGGGGCCGGGGCCGGGCGGGGCCGGCGGGCCUGGCGGGGGCACCGGCGGGGCGCGACCUCUCAACGUGGCGCUCGUGUUCUCGGGGCCCGCGUACGCGACCGAGGCGGCGCGACUGGGCCCGGCCGUGGCGGCAGCCGUGCGCAGCCCGGGCCUGGACGUGCGGCCGGUGGCGCUGGUGCUCAACGGCUCGGAUCCACGCAGCCUCGUGCUGCAGCUCUGCGACCUGCUGUCGGGGCUGAGGGUGCACGGCGUCGUCUUCGAGGACGACUCGCGCGCGCCCGCCGUCGCGCCCAUCCUUGACUUCCUGUCGGCACAGACCUCGCUGCCCAUCGUGGCCGUGCACGGCGGCGCCGCGCUCGUGCUCACGCCCAAGGAGAAGGGUUCCACCUUCCUGCAGCUGGGCUCGUCCACAGAGCAGCAGCUUCAGGUCAUCUUCGAGGUGCUGGAGGAAUACGACUGGACGUCUUUUGUAGCUGUGACCACGCGUGCCCCCGGCCACCGGGCCUUCCUGUCCUACAUUGAGGUGCUGACGGAUGGCAGCCUGGUGGGCUGGGAGCACCGCGGGGCGUUGACGCUGGACCCUGGGGCUGGCGAGGCCGUGCUGGGCGCCCAGCUCCGUAGCGUCAGUGCGCAGAUCCGCCUGCUCUUCUGUGCCCGUGAGGAGGCCGAGCCCGUGUUCCGGGCAGCCGAGGAGGCUGGGCUCACUGGGCCUGGCUACGUCUGGUUCAUGGUGGGGCCCCAGCUGGCUGGAGGCGGGGGCUCGGGCACCUCUGGGGAGCCCCUUCUUCUGCCAGGAGGCGCCCCAUUGCCUGCCGGGCUGUUUGCAGUGCGCUCGGCAGGCUGGAGGGAUAAUCUGGCCCGGCGUGUGGCAGCUGGCGUGGCCGUAGUGGCCAGAGGUGCCCAGGCCCUGCUGCGUGACUAUGGCUUCCUGCCUGAACUUGGCCAUGACUGUCGCGCCCAAAACCGCACCCACCGAGGGGAGAGUCUACACAGGUACUUCAUGAACAUUACCUGGGAUAACCGGGAUUACUCCUUCAAUGAGGAUGGCUUCCUGGUGAACCCCUCCCUGGUGGUCAUCUCCCUCACCCGAGACAGGACGUGGGAGGUGGUGGGCAGCUGGGAGCAGCAGACUCUCCGCCUCAAGUACCCGCUGUGGUCCCGCUAUGGCCGCUUCCUGCAGCCAGUUGAUGACACGCAGCACCUCACCGUGGCCACGCUGGAAGAGAGGCCUUUCGUCAUUGUGGAGCCCGCCGACCCCAUCAGUGGCACUUGCAUCCGAGACUCCGUCCCCUGCCGGAGUCAGCUCAACCGCACCCACAGCCCUCCGCCGGACGCCCCCCGCCCAGAAAAGCGGUGCUGCAAGGGCUUCUGCAUCGACAUUCUGAAGCGGCUGGCGCAGACCAUCGGCUUCAGCUAUGACCUCUACCUGGUCACCAACGGCAAGCACGGCAAAAAGAUUGAUGGUGUCUGGAACGGCAUGAUCGGGGAGGUGUUCUACCAGCGCGCGGACAUGGCCAUUGGCUCUCUCACCAUCAACGAGGAGCGGUCCGAGAUAGUGGAUUUCUCCGUCCCCUUCGUGGAGACAGGCAUCAGCGUUAUGGUGGCGCGUAGCAAUGGCACUGUGUCCCCCUCGGCCUUUCUCGAGCCAUACAGCCCUGCCGUGUGGGUGAUGAUGUUCGUCAUGUGCCUUACCGUGGUCGCCGUCACCGUUUUCAUCUUUGAGUACCUCAGUCCCGUCGGCUACAACCGCAGCCUGGCCACAGGCAAACGCCCUGGCGGCUCAACUUUCACCAUUGGGAAAUCCAUCUGGCUGCUCUGGGCCCUCGUGUUCAAUAACUCGGUGCCCGUGGAGAACCCCCGGGGGACCACCAGCAAAAUCAUGGUGCUGGUGUGGGCUUUCUUCGCCGUCAUCUUCCUCGCCAGCUACACAGCCAACCUGGCCGCCUUCAUGAUCCAGGAGGAGUAUGUGGAUACCGUGUCUGGGCUCAGUGACCGAAAGUUCCAGCGGCCCCAGGAGCAGUACCCGCCCCUGAAGUUUGGGACGGUGCCCAACGGGUCCACAGAGAAGAACAUCCGCAGCAACUACCCCGACAUGCACAGUUACAUGGUGCGCUACAACCAGCCCCGCGUAGAGGAAGCGCUCACUCAGCUCAAGGCAGGGAAGCUGGAUGCCUUCAUCUACGACGCGGCUGUGCUCAACUACAUGGCCCGCAAAGAUGAGGGCUGCAAGCUCGUCACCAUCGGCUCCGGCAAGGUCUUUGCCACCACGGGCUACGGCAUCGCCCUGCACAAGGGCUCCCGCUGGAAGCGGCCCAUCGACCUGGCGCUGCUGCAGUUCCUGGGGGAUGAUGAGAUCGAGAUGCUGGAGCGGCUGUGGCUCUCUGGGAUCUGCCACAAUGACAAAAUCGAGGUGAUGAGCAGCAAGCUGGAUAUCGACAACAUGGCGGGCGUCUUCUACAUGCUGCUGGUGGCCAUGGGCCUCUCCCUGCUGGUCUUCGCCUGGGAGCACCUGGUGUACUGGCGCCUGCGGCAUUGCCUGGGGCCCAGCCACCGCAUGGAUUUCCUGCUGGCCUUCUCCAGGGGCAUGUACAGCUGCUGCAGCGCGGAGGCCGCCCCGCCGCCCGCCAAGCCCCCGCCGCCGCCGCAGCCGCUGCCCAGCCCGGUGUACCCGGCGGCGAGGCCCGCUCCCGGCCCCGCGCCCUUCGUGCCCCGCGAGCGCGCCACGGUGGACCGCUGGCGCCGCGCCAAAGGUGCAGGGCCGCCGGGGGGCGCGAGCUUGGCCGACGGCUUCCACCGCUACUACGGCCCCAUCGAGCCGCAGGGCCUGGGCGUGGGCGAGGCGCGCGCCGCGCCCCGGGGCGCGACCGGGCGCCCGCUAUCUCCGCCGGCUACGCAGCCCCCGCAGAAGCCGCCGCCCUCCUACUUCGCCAUCGUGCGCGACAAAGAGCCGGCCGAGCCCCCCGCCGGCGCCUUCCCUGGCUUCCCGUCGCCGCCCGCGCCCCCGGCCGCCGCGGCCACGGCCGUCGGGCCGCCGCUCUGCCGCCUGGCCUUCGAGGACGAGAGCCCGCCGGCGCCCACGCGCUGGCCGCGCUCGGACCCCGAGAGCCAGCCCCUGUUGGGCCCCGGCGCGGGCGGCGCGGGCGGUGCGGGGGGCGCGGGCGGCGGAGCCCAGGCCGCGCCACCCCCGUGCCGCGCCGCGCCUCCCCCCUGUCCUUACCUUGACCUAGAGCCGUCGCCGUCGGACUCGGAGGACUCGGAGAGCCUGGGCGGCGCGUCGCUGGGCGGCCUGGAGCCCUGGUGGUUCGCCGACUUCCCCUACCCGUACGCCGAGCGCCUCGGGCCGCCGCCCGGCCGCUACUGGUCGGUCGACAAGCUCGGGGGCUGGCGCGCCGGCAGCUGGGACUACCUGCCCCCGCGCAGCGGCCCCGCCGCCUGGCACUGUCGCCACUGCGCUAGCCUGGAGCUGCUGCCGCCGCCGCGCCAUCUCAGCUGCUCACACGACGGCCUGGACGGCGGCUGGUGGGCGCCGCCGCCCCCGCCCUGGGCCGCGGGGCCCCCGCCCCGGCGCCGGGCCCGCUGCGGGUGUCCGCGGUCGCAUCCUCACCGCCCGCGGGCCUCGCACCGCGCGCCCGCAGCUGCCGCGCCGCACCACCACCGGCACCGGCGCGCCGCGGGGGGCUGGGACCUCCCGCCGCCCGCGCCCACCUCGCGAUCGCUCGAGGACCUCAGCUCGUGUCCCCGCGCCGCCCCCGCGCGCAGGCUCACCGGGCCCUCCCGCCACGCGCGCCGGUGCCCGCACGCCGCGCACUGGGGGCCGCCGCUGCCCGCCGCGCCCCACCGGAGACACCGGGGCGGGGACCUGGGUACCCGCCGGGGCUCGGCGCACUUUUCCAGCCUCGAGUCCGAGGUAUGA
Molecule: messenger RNA, 4005 nt
Organism: Kogia breviceps (pygmy sperm whale)
Lineage: Eukaryota; Metazoa; Chordata; Mammalia; Artiodactyla; Physeteridae
Gene: GRIN2D
Product: glutamate ionotropic receptor NMDA type subunit 2D
Biological process (GO): monoatomic ion transport; excitatory postsynaptic potential; long-term synaptic potentiation
Cellular component (GO): plasma membrane; NMDA selective glutamate receptor complex
Molecular function (GO): NMDA glutamate receptor activity
Source: RefSeq, a predicted model, not a curated record